UGUUUUUGUUGCGUUUAUUUUACAAAAUGUUCGCUUCUCUCUUUUCCAUUUUCUCACUGGCUUUCUUCUUCUAUCAACCAGUAAGCUGUUGAGGAACUGGGGUUAACACUAGCUAGCUGUAAAGAAAAGAACAUUAUGGUUCUGGAUUUCGGAGGCGCUGCUCUUGGGGCAGCAUUUGGAGUUCUGUUUGAUGUGGUUAUAGAAAUCAAAAACAAAAACCUCAUGUUCAAACCCAUCCUCAAAAAGCUCAAAUCCACACUAGAAUCAUUGAAACCGCUGAUCACAGUGAUAGAGAAGUAUAACAAAAAAUUGGAUUUGCCAGAAGGUGAAACAACAGAUUUCAAGUUAAAAAUGGAAAAGGGUGCAGAGCUGGUUCGAAAGUGUUCCAAAGUUAAUAGGUUUAAUAUCUUCAUAAAGUUUUAUCUCGCUGGUAAGCUGACCGAAUUGGAUGACACUCUUAAGAGGUUGAUUGAGAUACUAGAGGCUCAGGGAGUGAGAGAUGUGAAGGAGAACUUGACGUUGACUCGGGAAAUUUACUUAGAUGUGAAGGAGAACUUGACGUUGACUCGGGAAAUUCACUCAAAAGUCGAUGGAGGUGGAAGCAAUAAUGGAUUGGUACAUAAUCAGAUUAAUGUACCAGCCAUUUCGUCAUGCGAUGUACUCGAUCAACUCCCUUCGCUUACUGUCGGACUGGAAAAGCCAUUGAAGGAAUUGAAGAUGAGGCUGCUUAACAAUGGAGCACCGUUGCUUGUUGUGAAUGGUAGGGGGGGAGUUGGUAAGACUCUCUUAGCACGAAGAUUCUGUCUUGAUGAUGAAGUAAAAGAAAAAUUCAAGAGCAACAUCUUCUUUGUUGUUGUUUCGAAAACCCAACCUACCGUGAGUUCUAUAGUACAGAGACUACAUAAACACACAGGGAAUGAGGUGCCUGAUCUUCCCGACGAAGCAGUUGCAGUCCGCUACUUGAAACAGUUGCUGAAUAAACUAAGUCCAAGUCCUAUAUUGUUGGUAUUGGACGAUGUUUGGCCCGGAUCCGUAUCCCUUGUUCGGAAUUUUGUUGUCCAAAUACCAGAGUACAAGAUUUUGGUGACAUCCAGAUCCCAAUUACCUGGAUUUGGCCCUCCAGAUUUUGCACCUCCAUAUCAUUUGGAACCUUUGAAUGAUGGAGAUGCGAUGACUCUUUUCCGUUUCUGGGCAUGCUUGGAAGAUUGGAGCUCUCACAUUCCUUACGAUAUUGUGAAAAAGAUAGUGGAUCACUAUAAUGUUUCACCUCUUGCCCUUAAAAUUGUGGCCGGAUCGUUAAGCGGGCAGCCUACAGAAAUUUGGCGAAGAAGACUGAAAGAAUGUUCCAAUGGUUCACCUACUCUCAGUUCUGAAACUGAGUUAGAUACCCACCUUCAAAGCUACUUAGAUGAUUUAAAGAUCAGUGAGAAGGAGUGUUUCAUGGACCUUGGCUCAUUUCCUGAAGACCAAAGGAUUUCUGUUGUUUCCCUAAUUGAUAUGUGGACGGAAUUUUACGAGCUAGAAGAAGAUGGUGACGCCGUUAUUAAUCUUAUUGAUCUCGAUCUCCGUAACCUGGCUAAUCUUGUAGUCACAAGAAAGGAUGUGAAUGCUGAUGAUGACUACUAUAGCGAACACUUUGCUACUCAGCAUGAUCUGCUUAGAGAUCUAGCUAUCCAUCAGAGCAUCCAGGACCCAGUCGGACAGAGGAAAAGACUGAUUAUGAACUUGAGAGGAGACAACCUUCCAAAGUGGUGGAAAGAACAUGAGCAGCAACCAUUUAAGGCCCAUUUAUUGUCUAUCUCAACAGAUGAAACGUUCUCAUCAAAAUGGUUCGACAUGCAACUACCCGAAGCCAAGAUUCUAGUCCUAAAUUUUCGAACUAAAGAUUACGCCUUGCCUAAGUUUGUGGAGAACAUGGGUCAACUAAAGGUUCUGAUAGUUACAAAUUAUAGUUCCUUCCAUGCUGAAGUAGGCAAUUUUCAAUUACUUGGUUCUUUGAACAAUAUGAAGAGAAUAAGAUUGGAGCGCAUCUCAAUUCCUACCCCGAGCAAGACUCCUGUAAAAUUGGAGAAUCUGCAGAAGAUAUCAUUGUUUAUGUGUAGCAUUGGUGAUGCUUUUAGCAAUUGUUCCAUCAAGCUUUCAGAGUUUUUGCCAAAUCUAAAGGAAAUGAACAUAGACUUUUGUGAUGAUUUGGUGAAGCUUCCUGUUGAGUUUUGUGAUUCCAACUGCAUGAAGAAGCUAAGCAUCACAUACUGUCCCAAGCUGUCUGAACUACCUGAUGGAAUCGGAGACAUGGUGAAUCUAGAGGUGCUAAGGCUUAGGUCCUGUAUCCGUUUGCAAGGAUUGCCAGGCUCUAUCGGGAAUCUGUCUAAUUUAACCUUCCUUGAUAUAUGUGACUGUGUCAGCAUUGAGAACUUGCCUGAUCGUGUAGGCGAAUUACACAAUUUAAGGAAGCUCAACAUGACAAACUGUUCAAAAUUGCAGGAUUUGCCAGAGUCGUUGAAGGAGCUUGAGCAGUUGAAAGUUCUGAUAUGUGAUGACAACGGAAAACAACUGUGGGAAUCAUCUCUGCCUCAUCGCAACGACGUAGAUAUAAGGUUGACCAUAAAAGAUAUCAACUUAAACUGGAUGCCAGGGUUCGGCUAGCUGUGAUGUUAAAGAAGGCUCAACAACAUCAAGCACUGCUCCAGAUUGCUUCCAGGUGCUGCCGUCAUCAAUUUAAGAACCUUGAGCACUUGAAGGUUCCAUUUUUCAAUGAAGAGCAAAGCGAGAGAUGAUGCCGAUCAAAUAAAGAACAUACAUCAACUAUCAACUUCAGGGAUUGUAUGAUAUUUGGUGUUUUAUCUUUAUAUACCAUUUUUAUUUAUUUAUUUUUCUUAUUUUAACUUUAAAGAUUGAUUUUAUUUAGUUUGGUUCCAAUGGAUUGUUUUGUUAAGAAAUUGUAUUGAAUAUGCUUUGGUGUG
Messenger RNA from Ziziphus jujuba (common jujube), 2963 nucleotides. RefSeq names its product probable disease resistance protein At5g66900. Lineage: Eukaryota; Viridiplantae; Streptophyta; Magnoliopsida; Rosales; Rhamnaceae. Gene Ontology annotation, molecular function: ADP binding. The record is from RefSeq and is a predicted model, not a curated record. The transcript is spliced from 5 exons. Gene Ontology annotation, biological process: defense response to fungus. The coding region runs from base 136 to 2646 and encodes 836 amino acids.